Molecule: messenger RNA, 843 nt
Organism: Cladocopium goreaui
Lineage: Eukaryota; Dinophyceae; Suessiales; Symbiodiniaceae
Source: the annotation of a GenBank genome assembly
AUGUCAUGGAAUUGUGUGGUUGAGGUGGUGGUGCGAUCACUGCUCGCGCCACUCGUCCUGAGCAACUUGGUGAUCGAUUGUGGGGUGCGCGGGCGGGGGCUCAUGGUACAUGCUGGAGUGUGCCGCGGCCUUGUGUUUAAUCUUUUCCGCAUGAUUGUUGAUCACACGUUUCGAGGUGUAGGGGCGGUCAUCCUGGAUCCGCGGCACUCAGGUUUGUGGCCCACCGCAGACACUCGUGGGGGACAGAAAAAGGGCCUGAUUCGGCAGCAUGAGUGUCGUACUUGUGGCCCCUCCUUGUCUGGCGAGGAAGCGAAUCUCAGGCAAGCUUGGAGUGUGAGUGACGAACAGGGGCCAUCUUUUGGAGAAGGUGAAGAUCUGGCCGAAAGCCUGUUGCCACUACUGGCGAGGUUGUCAUCGAAGGAAAGGGAUGCCUUGCUUUCGAAGAUGGCGGAUCUACAACGACAAGUCCAGGCGGGAGAUGUCAGCCGGAAGUUGGAAGAGAUCUGCCGGCAACUGGGGCUGGAGUGUCGUGGGUUGAAAAAUCGGACAAGUACAGCCAUCAUAGGAGGGGCUGCUGAAAGUCGCUUACUCAACAGCCAAAAAAACCCGGAGACGGAUUUCGAAGCCAUUGCGGCAGCACAAAAGCGAAUGGCUUGCUUGGAGGAGCAACUGGAACUUCAACGAGAAGGUCUGCAACGGCAACGCCGCAAGAGCGUUCAGGCGCCUGUGGUGCUUGCUGGGCAUUCCUUGUUGCAUGGGAGUCUGUUGAAAGCAGCUUCCAAAGAACAUGACCAGUGCCGUGCAGAGUGUGAUCGCCUACAGGCGGAACAGGGUCUCCGCUAA